Molecule: messenger RNA, 2051 nt
Organism: Patiria miniata (bat star)
Lineage: Eukaryota; Metazoa; Echinodermata; Asteroidea; Valvatida; Asterinidae
Product: UDP-D-xylose:L-fucose alpha-1,3-D-xylosyltransferase 3-like
Exons: 2
Coding region: 330-1301 (323 amino acids)
Cellular component (GO): Golgi apparatus
Molecular function (GO): glycosyltransferase activity
Source: RefSeq, a predicted model, not a curated record
AAUCGAAUUCUGCUUCGCUGAUCAGGGCCAAUCCUCCACUGCAGUGAGCCAUUUUGUUUGUGUGCUUAUCAGCUCAUUAUCGAUGUACAUUUACACCCUGUGAGAUUCUCAGCCGGUGCAGCAACUUCUAAUCUUCUAAGGCUGCUUUCUGUUUUAUCCAAGCUACCUCCGCGAAGUGCUUGGUAUCAGUGGUUGUUUCUAAUUCUAUGAGAAUUCAAGAUGUAGGACACCAAACGUCACGAUUUUCAAACUUUACUCUCGACAUAUGUUUUUGUUUUCAUUUCUGUGGACUUCUCUCAACUUGAUCUGUUGGUACCCCCAUCGCGACCAUGCAUUCCCGGCUCGUUAUAGCCUUCGGUUCCUUUAAGAAGGCAUCCUUAUACCCCUUCUUGUUGGGCACCAUGGCGCUACAGAUCGUCGUCUGCGUGGUUCUCAUCCCUGCCCUGUUUCUAUAUGGUGAUCCGAUGUGUGGAACCAGGCGAGGUUUGAUGAGAGAAAGAGGUAGGAGCUAUGCUGCGCUCCGCAAUCCACCCGUUUCCCUGGUCAAGAACAAAUCUAGAGAUGUUGGGCCAAAGACGACCAAGAAUCACAUGUCUCACAUUCCACGACCUUUCACCAUCCUUACAACAACCAAUCGUGGUUUUCUGGAUUUCACUGUCAACUGGAUUCUAAGCGUUCGACGAUUGGGUCUGGACUACAACAUCACCAUCAUUGCUGAGGACCCAGAUGCCUAUCGAUACCUCACACGAAACCUGACAUUCGACGAUCGAAAUCUCAGAAUCGAACAAACCGAAUACGGUUUCUCCCAUCCCGCGCCGCAGAAGUUCCGCCACUCUGGGUAUCGACGCCUCGUCAACAAGCGGCCCCAGUAUUUGGUCGACAAACUGGAAGAAGGAUUCGAUACUCUGGUGGUCGAUGUCGAUUCCUUUUGGUUCCGAGACCCUCUCGAUCUCAUCGUACCGAAUUACUCGAAAUACGACGUGUGGCUCGCGCAGGGACACGACGGUAAAGAUGGCCAUAAGUUGCCCUGCCCCUGCUUAAUGUACUUCAAAUCGAACAUCGUCUCUUUUAGUGUUGUUCGACACUGGAUUAGUCGACUCCUGAAGGACAAAGGGAUGGAAAGUGACCAACAGUCUUUGAAUAAUGUUCUCAAGACGAGGCGUGGACAGCGGGCGAGGAUAGGCUGGCUUGACAAGGCAAAUUUCCCAACAGGAGACGAGUACAAAGAGAGAAGAGAAACCAACGAAAGUACUGAAGAUGUUUUCAUCUACCACGCCAAUCAUAUGGGGAUUACACAAUGAAGAAGCAGAUAAUGAAGACGUAUGGACUGUGGAGGGUUUUUGGUUGAUCAAGUUGAGUCGGAAAACUGAGUCGGUAACGCUCAGUGCGCAAGUCCCCCCUCAGCGGUUGCAAAGAGAAAGUUGGGGGAAACCACUGAGAGGGUCAUUAACACAUACCUUAUGCGCCCGCGCCGUGGGUAUCUCAGAGGAUGUUUUUCAUGAUCUUUAAUUUGGUAACAAUGGAGGCACAAAGGGGGCCAGGGGAACCUCAAGAUGUGAUGACAAUGGCUGAUUAUUGGGUCAUGGUGGUAGUGUUGUUGAGAUACAUGUAUUUAUAAACAAAAAAUAUAAAGGGAAAAUAUAAAGGAUGGAGAGUGGCAAAAAGAAGGGUGGUGAUAGAAUAUGGUUUGAUUGACAAGGAAGGUUAAGGACAAAGUUUGCAGAAACUGGAAUGGAGGAUACAGGUAAAAACAAGAGAAGGGCAAUACUCCAAAGAACAGGCACAUUCUAUCAAUUUACAAUCGGACGGCACACGAAACAUUUCUUGGUGAAGUGGGUCCACUUGUCUGUUUCUUAAUCCUUUUCUCCCAUCUUUUGCCCACUUCAAUAUUUAUUUUAAGCUUCACGAAUCAUAUAUUUUGGAAGGCCGAGAUGGGAAGUGUAUCGAGACGCCAGUAGUAGUGUCAUGGUCUAGCGGUUAAGAGCACCGGACUCAUGCUCUGGUGUUUCAGAGGCAACAGUGGCAUGGGUUCAAGCCCGGGCCCGGACACU